UGACUGGACAACGUGAAAUUGGAGCAUAUAUAAAGCUUCAGACAACUAAAAUAAUUAGACUGGCAUACGUUUUACUUGUUUGCGGACCAUGGCACAUCGUCUAAGAAUGACGGCGCUGGCGUACCUUUUGGUCGCCGUAGCAUUAAUUGUUCCUGCCGCUUUGGGACAAGGGCAUGGAUGCGAUGACGACUAUCAAGAAGAUGGGGACAGAACAGGAUGUCCAGGAUCUAGUCAUGACACUGUGGAAGAAAGUUGUCAUCUCUUAAACUGUACCUGGUGUCCAACCGUCCCCGACACGCCAAUCCCGUGGUGUUAUGUUUCCAAAGUGGGAGUGGGUUACGUAAUGGUGGGAGAACCCAUUAAUUCACCUGGUGGAGUUCGAGUUGAACUCCAACGGUCUGCAGGUCGAACUCGAUGGGACAAUGAAGCAGAGAAUUUGGUUCUGGAAGCUGAAUUUCAGUCAAAUGGGCGAUUGCGAGUGAAGAUAACUCCAGCCACAGGGCCACCUCGGUUUGAAGUGCCAAUUGAAAUCCUUCCACCUGCCGAAGGGAACCAAGACCCACUUUAUGAACUUCAAUUUGAAAAUUCCCCCUUGUUUUCUUUCAAAGUGAUUCGAAAAGCAACGGGUACCGUGCUAUUUGACACGACCGUCGGACAAAAGAAUUUCGUAUAUGCAGACCAGUAUCUCAGCCUGACCUGGAGUCUGCCCAGUGAAAAUGUGUACGGAAUUGGCGAAAAUGAGCAAACCAGUUUCAAACAUGACUUUAGUGCAAAUAAGAGAUAUCCGUUGUGGGCUAGAGAUCACACACCGGAGGGCACAGUCAACAUUUAUGGAGUCCAGCCUUACUACACGGUUCUUGAAACCGAUGGAAAUGCACAUUCUGUGGCACUCGUGAAUGCUAACGCUCAAGAGUUUACUAUGCGCCCGGGAGGUUCUAUAAAUUAUAUUACAAUUGGCGGUGUUCUAGAUUUUUACUUCUUCUUGGGACCAUCUCCCGAGAAUACAGUUCAACAGUAUACAGAGGCUGUGGGUCGUGCUCCUAUGCCUCCAUAUUGGGGCCUUGGCUUCCAGCUUUGCCGCUAUGGGUAUGAUUCGAUUGCCAACAUGAGAGCCGCUGUUGACCGCACAGAGCAAUACGAUAUCCCCCACGACGUCCAGUAUGGUGAUAUUGACAUUAUGCUUCGGCGUCUCGACUUCACGUAUGACCCAGUUAGAUUUAACGGUCUACCGGAAUACAUCCGAGAGCUCAAAGCAAAAGGAAUUAAAUUCGUUACGAUUUUGGAUCCUGCUAUUAGUAUUGGUGAGCCCCCAGGAUCUUACGAAACCUUUGACUUAGGCCAGACGAUGGACGUCUGGGUAAAGAGGGCUGAUGGAACGCCAACCCAAGGAAAGGUUUGGCCAGAUCCGCCCGUCUAUUUUCCUGAUUAUUCAUCAGAAUCCACAAAGGAAUGGUGGAUCUAUCUCAUCAAGGAAUUUCAUAACCUUCUGGAAUACGAUGGUCUCUGGAUUGACAUGAACGAACCUGCAAAUUUCAUUGACGGAGAUGUCAACGGAUGUCCUGGAAAUUCUCUCAACAGUCCACCCUAUGUUCCACCAAUUUUUGGAGGUACUCUGUGGUCCUUCACCCUUUGUGCGGACAGUGUCCAAGCUGCUGGAGUUCACUAUGAUGUUCAUUCUCUGUAUGGGUGGUUCCAAUCCGAACCGACGCUAAUAGGUACUCAGGAAGGGACAGGGAAGCGUGCAUUAGUAUUGUCAAGGUCAACCUUCCUUGGAUCCGGCCGCUGGGCUGCGCAUUGGCUUGGAGACAACUUUUCGCGAUGGUCGAACCUUCAUUUUUCAAUCAUUGGAAUGCUUCAAUACAAUCACUUUGGCGUCCCUUUGUCUGGUUCAGACAUUUGUGGAUUUAAUGACAAUACUACUCCGGAAAUGUGUCAAAGAUGGGGGCAACUCGGUGCCUUCUACCCGUUUUCGAGAAACCACAACGCCAUCUUCAACCAAGACCAAGAUCCAGGCUAUUUUGGUCCAGCUGUAGCUAAUUCAACGAGGACCGCAUUGAGGAUUCGAUACAACCUACUUCCAUAUUUAUACACUUUGUUUCAUCUUCACCAUACUCGGGGGGAUACCGUCGUUAGGGCAUUGUGGCACUUGUUUCCCACGGAUCAAGUGGCCAGCGGAAUUGAUAAACAGUUCUUGUGGGGCACUGGAUUACUUAUUUCUGCAGUUUUGGACGAAGGUCAAACCUCUGUUCAAGCAUAUUUCCCAGAUUCAAGAUGGUUCAACUAUUACGAUGGAAUGGAGGUUCAAACCCCAGGACAGACUGUUCAAUUGCAAGCUCCAUUGGAUUACAUUCCUCUGCAUGUUCAUGGAGGUAACAUCCUACCCACACAGGAUCCUGAGAGAACUACCCUUUUGGCCAGAAACAAUCCAUUCGGGCUAAUCAUUGCCUUGGACGAGAAUCAGUCUGCACAAGGAACUUUGUUCUACGAUGAUGGAGGAGAUACUAUUGAUUCGCAUACGGUUGGUAACUACUAUUUGGCCGAGUAUGAAUUCUCCAAUGGAACUUUGACCGGCACGGUUGCUCAAAAUGGAUACGCGGAAAUGGCCACUAAAAGGUUGGAUACCUUGAGACUCAUGGGUCAUACCCCGUUCAGACUAAUGUACGUUAAUGGAAACCCUUGGUUUGAUUACACCGUAAAUGGAGCCACCGGCGAGGUCACAGUGUUGCAUUUGCAACUACCAAUGAACUUGGCUUUUACUGUUAGAUGUGAGCCCUAAACAUCUUUUUUAAAUGAUGUAGAUUUAAUUUUUAAAUAUUGACACGAUAUUAAAUGUAAUUGAUUGUAUACCAAA
Folsomia candida is the source of this 2851-nucleotide messenger RNA. RefSeq names its product sucrase-isomaltase, intestinal. The record is from RefSeq and is a predicted model, not a curated record. Gene Ontology annotation, biological process: carbohydrate metabolic process. The coding region runs from base 89 to 2776 and encodes 895 amino acids. Gene Ontology annotation, molecular function: carbohydrate binding; alpha-1,4-glucosidase activity. The transcript is spliced from 14 exons. NCBI's taxonomy places the organism in Eukaryota, Metazoa, Arthropoda, Collembola, Entomobryomorpha, Isotomidae.